Acanthosepion pharaonis is the source of this 969-nucleotide messenger RNA. Lineage: Eukaryota; Metazoa; Mollusca; Cephalopoda; Sepiida; Sepiidae. The record is from the annotation of a GenBank genome assembly.
AUGUCGGAAUCUAUCUAUCUAUCUAUCUAUCUAUCUAUCUAUCUAUCUAUCUAUCUAUCUAUCUAUCGCGGCCUGUUCAGUAUCUAUCUAUCUAUCUAUCUAUCUAUCUAUCUAUCUAUCUAUCUAUCUCGGCCUUUUCAGCAUCUAUCUAUCUAUCUAUCUAUCUAUCUAUCUAUCUAUCUAUCUAUAACCCUUCGCCGAUCUAUAUAUUUAUCUAUCCUAAACCGUUUACCAAACUAUCUAUUUAUAUAUCUUCUGUUUCUAUCUAUCUAUCUAUCUAUCUAUCUAUCUAUCUAUCUAUCUAUCUAUCUAUCUAUCUGCAUCAAUUUUUUAUCUAACUCUAUUUCUAAUCAAUACAUAAAUAAUAUAACGUGCCUUGACUUAGAUUCCGACUCAGAGAUCUAUCUAUCUAUCUAUCUAUCUAUCUAUCUAUCUAUCUAUCUCAGCCUGUUUAUAUCUAUGUACCUCAGCCUGUUCAUAUCUAUCUAUCUAUCUAUCUAUCUAUCUAUCUACAUCAGCCUGUUUAUAUCUAUGUACCUCAGCCUGUUCAUAUCAGUCUCAGUUUCUAUCUAUCUAUCUAUCUAUCUAUCUAUCUAUCUAUCUAUCUAUCUAUCUCAGAAUUAUCUAUCUAUCUAUCUAUCUAUCUAUCUAUCUAUCUAUCUAUCUAUCUAUCUCUACUCUUUCCUCUCUCCUCUUGCUCCACCUCCUUGUUCUUCUUUCGCCCUUCCUCCUCCUCUCGACCAUUUUUCUUUUUCACCUCCACCUCCGUCUCUCACUCCUCUUUCUUCUUCUUCUUCUUCUUCUUCUCAUUCUUCUUCUUCUUCUUCUUCUUCUUCUUCGUUUUUUGACUCCCGCUCCUCCCGCGAUCUAUCUCCUCCCUGUUCCUCCCCAUCCUCCUCCUCCCGCUUCUCCUCCUUGUCCUUUCGCUUCUUGUUGUUGCCAUGUUCCGCAGAGCCGAACGUAGGCUGA